Nothobranchius furzeri (turquoise killifish) is the source of this 1500-nucleotide messenger RNA. It is a transcript of the gene odr4, whose product is annotated as odr-4 GPCR localization factor homolog. Gene Ontology annotation, biological process: intracellular protein localization. NCBI's taxonomy places the organism in Eukaryota, Metazoa, Chordata, Actinopteri, Cyprinodontiformes, Nothobranchiidae. Gene Ontology annotation, cellular component: endomembrane system. The record is from RefSeq and is a predicted model, not a curated record.
AUGUGACUGAUUACGAAAAAGACAUUCGACGGAAGUUCGUCACUUAACAAUUGUAGUUUUUGUUGUUUUUCUUCUCUGCUGACGAACCACAAGCAGUUGCCUAGAUUAAAAGCAGUCUUCCAACUUUGUGGUUUACAUUUUACCACUGUUUUUCUUCUUUCAGGCAGUAUGGGCCGUAGCUACAUAGUAGAAGAUGACGUGGAGGAAUAUUUGUGUAAACUAUGUUCAACUCAAUCAGGUACUGUCACGGGCCUGUUUAUUGGACAGUGUUCAAUCCAAAGGGACUUUAUUGUCAUGGCAGCUAGGACACCCCAGAAGGAAGAGUCUGCAGAUGAUGGACAGCUGGUGGACAAAGAGUGGUUGUCUGAGCAUGCUCGACAGGUAUCCAGAAUGCUGCCCGGAGGCCUGUCUGUGCUGGGAGUCUUCAUAAUAUCCGAUAGUGAUGCCAAGGACUCACUAACCACACUCAGACAGCUGGUGUUUGCUGUGGAGAAUUUAAUCUCCUCCGAGCAGCUGUGGAGCCCGGCAGAUGAUGAUGUCACAGACCGCGUCACUCUUCAUGUCAACCCUAAAACAAGAAAAACUGUCUGCAGAACCUUUGAUGUCACAGACCCAAAGACUGUGGCCAAGCCUGCAGAUUGGAAGUACCAGUCACGCGUGUGUUCCAACUGGGCCACGGUUUUGUGUUGGCUGGAUGUAGACCUGUUGGUACCAAUACCAGAGAAGAUAACCAGUACAAAAACUGUGGAAAAAUGUCUUAUGGAGGGGCUGAAAUCAUGGACGCACCAGAUUGAGAGUGGAGUUUUUCUGAUUGAUGGGAAGAAGCUGCCAGAGGAUUCGGAGCUUAAAGGAGGACAGAAAAAGAGCACGAGGCAGACGUACACAGCUCAGCUGCUUGUUUCACCGGAUAUGCAGAAGUCUUCAGAUGUGGUCCAGCGGUGUGGAGGCAGCCUGUCAGUCAGAGGAGUAAUCCACAGUCGAGCCUUCUUACACAGCAACAAACCAAAAGCAAAGCUUGCUGAGAGGCUGUUGAAGAUGGAUGUAGUUUCUACAGUGGCCACACGGGUCCAGAUGCUGCUGGAGGAGACGCUGACGUCUGAAGAAAGCAGCAGAGAUGUAAAACAGACAGAGCAGUUGUGCCUCCCUCGUCGUGUCUUCUGUCCAGUAAAAGUGACCGGGCCGCUGUGUGUGUGUGAUUAUCAGUUUAGCGACGAGGGUCUGACUGAGAUAACUGACCGGCUCAAAGAGAUGCUGGACACCGAUGCAGCUGAGGAUGACUUAGACACCACGCAGGAAAUGAGUGCUGAACUCAUUCAGAGUGAAGCCACUGAAGAAGCAACUGCAGAAACUGUAGAAGCCUCAGAGCCCAGAAGGGACAUCUACAUCGGUGUUGCCGUGGGGAUAGCUGUUGCCCUGCUGGCCACAGCUGCAUCAGCGCUGUAUUUCAGUGAUGCUUAAAUGAUUAAUCAGAAAAGAAAAUAAAGAAUAUUUUGCUUUGAA